GUGACUGGGUCACCAGGAGGAAUGGAAACGGUACAGACUGCAACUCCAGCUUGGCGUCUCACCUAAGACGGCGUCUGUGUGACUCCCCUCAGAACAGCUCAGCAGGCCCCCCCGGGUGCAGACUCUGUGCCCCGAACUGGCUGCUGCAUGGGGACAAGUGCUACUGGCUUUCCAAAGAGAGCAAAAAGUGGAACGAGAGUCGUGAGGACUGCUCGGCGAAGAGCUCUCAAAUGCUCAUGAGCCAGGACCAGCGUGAGAUGGCAUUCAUAAAAACCAUCACGGAGGGGAAAUACUCCAUUUGGAUUGGACUGCACCUGACAACCUCCAAGGGAAACUGGACGUGGGUGGAUGGUUCCCUGUUGAAUCAAACAGGGGUUUCACUAUUGGCCCCCGACACUGGAAACAGCUGUGGGGUGUGGAAGGAGAAUCAGAUUCGCGGUGAAAUCUGCAGUGGUUCCUUUAAAUGGAUUUGCCAGAGAGAAGCUGUCCCGAUAUAAAUGGCAUUAGCGGAUCCCCUGUUUCAUUAAGGGACACACAAGACUAAGGUUCGGGCUUUGGGUAAAGCUCUCAAAGGUGGAGGGCCGUCGCUGAGCCUGGGAAAACGCCACCCUGCGCUCUGUCAGUGCUGGGACGCUUUAGAAAUACACAAGAGAAACAGCGCUCCGCAGGGGCACGUGCACGCACAGAAUGAACUUG
Molecule: messenger RNA, 696 nt
Organism: Gopherus evgoodei (Goodes thornscrub tortoise)
Lineage: Eukaryota; Metazoa; Chordata; Testudines; Testudinidae
Product: killer cell lectin-like receptor subfamily F member 1
Exons: 4
Coding region: 231-497 (88 amino acids)
Source: RefSeq, a predicted model, not a curated record